Erpetoichthys calabaricus (reedfish) is the source of this 3487-nucleotide messenger RNA. RefSeq names its product neural EGFL like 2b (gene nell2b). NCBI's taxonomy places the organism in Eukaryota, Metazoa, Chordata, Cladistia, Polypteriformes, Polypteridae. The coding region runs from base 615 to 3053 and encodes 812 amino acids. The record is from RefSeq and is a predicted model, not a curated record. Gene Ontology annotation, molecular function: calcium ion binding; protein binding. The transcript has 20 exons.
GUUGUGUCGGACGCACCAGCGGAGGGUCGUGUCUUUCGUCGCUGUCAUCUGCCUGAGUGGCAAAUUCUUAAGAGGAGAGGGAGCCUGGAAUUGGCAGCUACCCGAUCUCACUGUACAGCACCGCCCAGCACCGGCGUCCUCUCCGCAGUGGUCCACGGGGAGGCUGCAGCGCACUUCGCUACCCUCUCAGCAUCACAUCGCAUCGCAUUGCUUCAGUGUGCCUGCGAGCCAGCUGGCAGCCAGAACUGGGGGCUCCGUGCGUCUCCUCGGGAGUCUGUCUACCUGAUGUAAUCUCUAGCAGCGACAUCAGCGGAUGCGUCUCACGGAGUGAUUCUUGCCUUGCAUGGAUUCAUAUGUCUCUCCACUUUUAACCUUGUGUACUCGCCUUCUUUCUUCUUCUUCACACUCAUUACUUGUGAAUUGAUUCAACUUCUUUCGGAGAUUAUUCUCGCGUCUAAGGAUGUAAAUGUGAAUACAGGGCAUUCAACAGCGUCUUUGUCAUUUCCAAAUAUAAGUACAUUUUUGGUUCACGGAACCGAUUUGUGUCAUCGGUCUGGCCAAAAAGAAAAUGGACUGAUUGUUUUUCUUUUUGUUUCGUUCCGUGCUUAUUUCUCAUGAUGGAAUUACUACAACUUGGCGUCGCGUUGUGCAUUCUGUGCACCUGCUCAGUUUUAGGUUUCGGUGUCGAUCCGGCUUUGCAGAUCGAUGUUUUCAAUGAACUGAAGCUGGGAGAGUCUCACGAAGGAGUUUCGCAGGUUCAGGGCUUUCAUAAUGGGAGCAAAGCGUUUCUCUUUCAAGAUACAUCAAGGAGUAUAAAGGCAUCUGCAAUUGUAGCUGACAGGAUUGCACAAAAAUUGCGCAACAAGCACGAAUUCACAGUUUUAGCAACAUUACGUCAGGAGCAUCUAAAUUCAGGAGUUAUUUUAUCCCUCCAUCACUCAGACCAAAGGUUUUUGGAGUUGGAAAGCAGUGGUCAUCGAAAUGAGAUAAGAUUGCACUACCGCACAAAAAACCAAGUAUCACAUACAGAAGUGUUUCCCUACAUUUUGGCAGACAAACAGUGGCACAAGUUAUCAAUUGCAAUUAGUGCUUCUCACAUCAUUUUGCAUGUUGACUGCAACAGAAUUUAUGAGAGAGUAAUCGAAGCACCUUCAAUGGAUAUACCCAAUGGGACUACUUUUUGGUUAGGUCAAAGAAACAAUGCCCAUGGUGCCUUUAAGGGUAUAAUGCAAGACGUUCAAUUACUUAUUAUGCCUCAAGGAUAUAUCUCACAGUGUCCAGACCUAAAUCGCACAUGCCCAACAUGCAAUGACUUCCAUGGACUUGUACAAAAGAUAAUGGAGCUACAGGAUAUCUUGGCAAAAACAUCAGCAAAGCUGUCUCGAGCCGAAGAGAAGAUGAAUAGCCUGGAUCAGUGCUUUUGUGAAAGGACAUGUAAGGCAAAAGGAGUCGUCUACAGAGAGCUUGAAUCCUGGACAGAUGGCUGUAAGAAUUGCACAUGCAUGAAUGGUACAAUUCAGUGUGACACUCUUAUCUGCCCUUCUUUGAAAUGCUCUCCUGAUUCUGCACCAGCAUAUGUGAAAGGCUCUUGCUGCAAAGAAUGCCAACCAAUAUGUGUAUUUAAUGGAAGGACAUAUUUUGAAGCCGAAAGACAGGCAAUGCACACUUCUGGAAAUUGCCUCCUUUAUGAGUGCUGGGACAGAGUUAUGCGGCAUAUAUCCUAUCCCAGCUGCCCAGAAUUGAAUUGCUCCCCAUUUCACCAGAUAACACUCAGCAACAGCUGCUGUAAGGCUUGUAAAGGAUACGACUUCUGUGCUGAGGACAACAAGUGCAUGGAACAUUCUGUGUGUAUAAACUUGGAGGGUGGAGCAUCAUGCAUUUGCAAAGAUGGAUUUCGAGCACUUCGUGAAGACAAUGCUUAUUGUGAAGAUAUUGAUGAAUGUGCUGAGGGACGACACUAUUGUCGUGAAAAUACCAUGUGUGUGAACACUCUGGGAUCUUUCAUGUGCAUCUGCAAGACAGGUUACAUUAGAAUCGAUGACUAUUCAUGCACAGAGCAUGAUGAAUGCAUGACAGGACAGCACAGCUGUGAUGAAAACGCUCUGUGUUUUAACACAGUAGGAGGCCAUAGCUGUGUGUGUAAGCCUGGCUAUACUGGCAAUGGUACAUUUUGUAAAGCUUUUUGUGAAUAUGGAUGUCAAAAUGGGGGUACCUGUAUUGCUCCAAAUACCUGCAUGUGCCCUCCGGGUUUUACAGGAUCCAUUUGUGAAAGAGACAUUGAUGAAUGCUUGGAUGGCUUCAUCGAAUGUGAUAGCCGUGCUAACUGCAUCAACCUUCCCGGAUGGUACCACUGUGAAUGCAGGGAUGGCUAUCAUGACAAUGGCAUGUUUUCACCCAAUGGAGAGUCAUGUGAAGACAUUGAUGAAUGUGGGACUGGAAGGCACAGCUGUGCCAAUGAUACUGUUUGCUUUAACUUGGAUGGUGGCUAUGACUGUAGGUGUCCUCAUGGGAAAAACUGUACAGGGGACUGCAUCCAUGAAAGUAAAAUAAAGCAUAAUGGACAGAUCUGGGUCUUGGAGAAUGACAGAUGCUCUGUCUGUUCAUGUCAGAGUGGUCUGGUAAUGUGUCGUCGGAUGGUGUGCGACUGUGAGAAUCCAACUGUUGACCUUUUCUGCUGCCCCGAGUGUGACCCACGCCUUAGUAGUCAGUGUCUUCAUCAGAAUGGAGAAAUGAUAUAUAACAGUGGAGACACUUGGGUGCAGAGCUGUCAGCAGUGCCAGUGCUUGCAAGGAGAAGUUGACUGCUGGCCCCUGCCUUGUCCUGAUUCUGAAUGUGAGUUUACUGUCAUUCCUGAUGGAGAAUGCUGCCCUCGAUGUGUCAGCGAUCCCUGCCAGGCAGACACAGUGCGCAAUGACAUCACUAAGACUUGCACAGAUGAGUACAAUAUGGUUCGCUUCACAGGUUCAUCUUGGAUAAAGCAUGGCACUGAGUGUACUCUUUGCCAGUGCAAGAAUGGACAUAUCUGCUGUUCAGUGGAUCCUGUGUGUCUUUAGGAUCAAAAUUUGCCAUUAAGGUAUUUGUACAGGAAUCUUGACAAGAGCACGAGUUUUCUUUCCAGGCGCCUCUUUAUACCAAAUACAACCGACCAAAUGGAAGAUGGACUGUGUGACAGCCCCUUUAAUACUCGCUAAACAGCACUCCAGAUAUUUGUGUGUUUCCAUGAAAACAAAUGAGUUUUCAAUGUAAUGCUGUAAAAAAGAAGAUACAGUGUGCUGGCAUGAGUGUAUUCAGUAUUUAUCAUUAACAAAUUUUUAAUGAUUAUUUGUUCCUAAAAAUGGAAAAAAAAAAUAACACUGACAUUUCCAAAAAAAGAGUGGUUUAAGUUUUAUUGUUUAGUAGCACUAAUUUUAUUUAAUGAUUCAUUUGUUACUUGAUACAGUAGCUUGUUUUUGUGUAAUAGUGAAAUAAACAUUUUCAUUUACAUUCA